This is a messenger RNA of Pieris rapae (cabbage white), 2443 nucleotides long. Its product is annotated as sedoheptulokinase-like. Lineage: Eukaryota; Metazoa; Arthropoda; Insecta; Lepidoptera; Pieridae. Gene Ontology annotation, biological process: carbohydrate metabolic process. Gene Ontology annotation, molecular function: sedoheptulokinase activity. Bases 306 to 1694 code for a protein of 462 amino acids. Gene Ontology annotation, cellular component: cytosol. The transcript has 2 exons. The record is from RefSeq and is a predicted model, not a curated record.
ACUGAUAUUGCAUAUUGGCUGUUGAAGUAAUAUGUUUGUUUGGCGAUAAAUAUAUCCGACUCUGUCGAGAUAAAAUACGAGUAUAUUAAAUCUACUGUUUACGUAAUCGUAGACGAGGCAAGCGGAUUGCCUGCCAGACGUGAACGCCGCCGAGUGACAAGUAGCAGCUACUCUGAACUGACGCGACCCGACCCCUGCGCCGCGCGUUUUAAAUUGCUUUUAUAACAGAAUCAUUCCGCAGUUACUUCACUGCUGUAUUUACGCAGUCUAUCAUAUUUAUCGUUCCAUCUACAUAACAUUAUAACAUGGCUGAUAAAAAAUACGUUUUGGGAAUGGAUAUUGGUACGACGUCAGUGAAAGUGUGCGUUUUUGAUUCAGACGCGAAGGAAAUAGUCGCCAAACAAAGCAAAGAUACAGCAGCUAACAUCCCAAGUGAUCAAGGUAUAGAGGGUAAUAAGCAAGAUGUGCCGAAAAUAGUAUCAGCUGUUCAUUACUGUGUUUCGCGUCUUCCUAGAGAUAUAUUACGACAUGUGACAAAAAUUGGCGUCUGCGGGCAAAUGCACGGAGUUGUUUUAUGGAAAAAUGGAGCAUGGGAAAAAAUUGAAAAAGAUGGUGUAAUAAACAGAUUUGAAGCAAUCAGGGAGAACAUGUCAGCAUUGUACACAUGGCAAGAUGUCAGAUGCAAACCAGAAUUUUUAGAGACCCUCCCCAAACCGGAUUCUCACCUUAAGUGUUAUUCAGGCUAUGGCUGUGCGACACUUCUUUGGAUGUUGAAACAUAAGCCAGACAAACUAAAACAUUUUAACUGCUCCGCCACAGUACAAGACUUUGUUGUAGCAAUGCUAUGUGACCUUGACAUACCCAUAACUUCAGACCAAAAUGCUGCAAGUUGGGGUUAUUUUAAUACAGAAAAAAAUGAGUGGAAUAUUGAGAUACUAAAAGGUCUUGAUUUUCCAGUAAAUCUUCUUCCUAAUAUUAAAAAGAGUGGAGAGAUCGUGGGAUGCCUUAACAGCUCAUGGAAUGGAAUUCCUGAAGGUACACCAGUUGGAGUAGCAAUGGGUGAUCUCCAAUGCUCUAUAUUAGCAACUCUAGAAAUGAGAACAGAUGCUGUAUUAAACAUAUCUACAUCUGCACAACUCGCUUUUGUAGUGGAUGGAAUUUCAGAUAUAGGCUGUAAAACUGUUGAACAUCUGCCUUAUUUUAAUAAUACUUAUUUACUUGUAGCUGCCUCUCUAAAUGGAGGUAAUGUAUUAGCAACAUUUGUGAAAAUGUUGCAACAAUGGAUGCUUGAAUUUGGAUUUCCUAUUCCACAGUCAAAAGUGUGGGAGAAAUUAAUUGCUAUGGGAUUAGAAGCACCAGCUGAAACAACAAUGAGAAUAUCCCCACUCCUACUUGGUGAGAGACAUUCACCAACAGCUAGAGCGUCAGUAGAAAAUAUAAACCUAUCUAAUAUACAAUUAGGGCAAGUAUUUAGAUCUUUAUGUGAUGGCAUAAUUGAUAACAUACAUUUUAUGAUGCCUAAAGACAUAUUGCGCAAUGCAAAUAUAACAAGAAUUGUGGGAAAUGGUUCUGGUUUAUCAAGAAACAAAGUUUUGCAAAGGGCUGUUGAGCAUUAUUACAGUUUACCACUUGAGUUUACAUGUGGGGGGGAUGCAGCUAAAGGAGCAGCAAUUGCUGUGAUAAAUAAUCAAUAAUUUUGUACAAAAGUAUUUUUGCUUACAUUAUGAUUACAAGCAUGUACUAAACAAAUAUGUGAGACCAUUUAAAAACGUCUUCAUAAUGAUAAGUUUUAAUUAAAAGAUAUAUAAAAUCCUAUAAUUUUGCAAUUCCAAAAUGUGUUAUAGCUUAUAAAAAAGAUAUCUAUAUUUUUUAUUUGUAUAAAUAUUUUACAAUUCUAUGGACACGAUUUAAAAGAAAGAUAAACUAAAGUAUUUUUUAAUACAAGGCAUAAGUUUGUGUUACAUACUGAAGUAUUCAGUAGAAUUUUAGCCUAUGCCAUAAUUUGAUAGUCAUAAAAAGUAAAUAAGUGUUAAAGCUUUAAUAUUGCUUACCAACUGUAAUUUAGUUGCGAACCUGUUUUUAGUUUUUUCCUUCUAAGUUCUAGGCUAAAAAUAAACAUGUGUGAUGAGUGAAAUAAGAAAUUAAUACCACAGAAGUUUAAUUGAGAAACGAUAGCUGUCACAUUGACGGCAGAGUCCAUUGCGUGAAUUUUUUUUUAGUUUAUGGCCUGGUAUCUAGACCUUUAGGCGAACAGAGUUCAGUGAAGUUUUGAAUUACAACAGAAUAAUAAAUAUAUUCUACGAAAAUUUAAUAAGUUAAAUUAUACUCUGAAUUUUAAUUUCGUAAAAUUCUGACAUUUCAUAAGUGUUGCUACUAAAAAAGUUCCACCGAAAAAGGAUGUGUCCCUUUGACUCAUUUGAGGACAAUAAAAAAUAAAAUGCUA